GUACAGAGUUCUAAGUAGUUGUCCCAGGAUUAGCAUACUAUUCUAAAACAGUAAUUAUCGUCGUUAACCUAUAGAGUUGCGAUUAUUUUAAAUGAAUGUGGCCAAAGAAUUUCAAUGUACAGAUGUGAAGUCAACCCAAAACACAUGAGAUUUGCUCUUGCGGAAGUGACACAGUAACCCGCAUCCGGCUAAACGCGGCAUUCACGGAAGAAACCGAGCAGCUGAUCUGCGAUGCAUUACAAGUAAUCUGGUGAGUUUGGGGGAUAGUCUGGGUAAUAACGGUGCGGUUUGGGAUAUUGUUGUCUGCACUGAUUCAGUGUCCUAAAAAUGGUAGCAUUUUGGGAGAAUUGUGGCAGUAAGGGGGGUAAAAUGUAACGAUUUUAGCAUUUGCAUAAAAAGGGUAACCUAAGUUAGCCAUGUGUAAUAUAGUUAUGUCAGUCAGGCAAGAUACCAAAGGCUAACGUUAGUUUGCUGUGAGUUCAGGCAGUAAGGCCUAGUUUGUUAGAAAUGGUAUCAUCUAUUUCUGAAAAACCCUUCCAACGUGUACUAGGGGUACACAGGGAUGUUUCUAUCUUUGUCUAACUUGUAUUAGCAAGCUGUCGUUACGUGCUUUGGAUAUCAAUGGGAAUGAGUUAGCUCGAUAGGAACGGUCUGCAGUGUGCCAGCCAACUUUUGAUAAACCUGCAACAACUCCUGUGCUUCCCCAUUUCCCUCCCAAUUGGCGUGCUCCCCCUGUCAGAAGGCAUGCCGGGUGGAAUGGACCACAAUGACUUUGUGGGGAGCCUCCCUGCCAUCGCCUCCCUCAAUGCGUCCUACUCGCAGGCCUCACUCUCCAUCCCUUAUCCGUACUACCUACCAACCCCCCCGGCUGAGCGAAGGGCCAUCUCAGACGUCCGCCGCACCUUCUGCCUCUUCGUCACCUUUGACCUCCUCUUCAUCUCCCUUCUCUGGAUCAUUGAGCUGAAUAUCAAUAAGAACAUUUGGGAGAGUCUACAGGCUGAGGUCGUCCAGUACAACUUCAAGUCCUCUUUCUUUGACAUCUUCCUCUUAGCCCUUUUCAGGUUUUUGUGUUUGCAGCUUGGGUAUGCUGCUGUGCGUCUGAGGCAUUGGUGGGUCAUUGCGAUAACCACUCUCGUGACUAGUGCCUUUCUUGUUGUCAAAGUCGUCCUUUCAGAACUCUUCAACAAGAAUGCCUUUGGCUACGUGCUGCCCAUCACCUCGUUCGUGGUGGCCUGGCUGGAGACCUGGUUCCUGGACUUCAAAGUGCUCACCCAGGAGGCAGAGGACGAGAGGGCGUAUCUGGCAGCAGUGCAUGCAGCGUGUGAGCGUGCUCCUAUGAUCUACCCCAGGGCUGUCUCUGACGGCCAGUUCUACUCUCCCCCAGAGUCUCUGGCAGGCUCUGAUGAAGAGUUGGAUGAAGAGGGGUUGGGGAGGAAAGCUGUGACAACACAGGAGAAGGAGUUUGUGAGGCAGGGGAGGGAUGCCAUGGCCGUGGUAGAGCAGAUACUAUCUCAGGAGGAGAACUGGAAGUUUGAGAAGAACAAUGAUCUAGGGGACUCUGUAUACACCCUAGAAAUUCCCUUUCAUGGGAAAACCUUCAUCCUCAAGGCCUUCAUGCAGUGUCCUGCUGAACUGGUGUAUCAGGAGGUGAUUCUGCAACCAGAGAAAAUGGUGCAGUGGAACAAGACGAUAUCAGCCUGCCAGAUAUUGCAGAGAGUGGAUGACAACACUCUGAUCUCCUAUGAUGUGUCUGCUGGAGCAGCAGGAGGUGUCGUCUCUCCUAGGGACUUUGUAAACGUCCGGCGGGUGGAGCGCAAACGAGACUGCUACAUCUCUGCUGGCAUGGCAACCAACCACGACGCCAAACCUCCCCACAGUCGCUUUGUCAGGGGAGAGAACGGCCCUGGUGGUUUUGUCGUUCUGAAGUCGAGCAGUAAUCCUACAGUCUGUACUUUUAUCUGGGUCUUAAACACUGACCUAAAGGGUCGUCUGCCGCGGUACCUCAUCCACCAGUCUCUGGCCGCCACCAUGUUUGAGUUCAUGGCUCACCUGCGCCAGCGCAUCACAGAGCUGCGCACCUCCUACCGGUGACUCUGAGCCAGAGGCUCUGCUGCACGGCGCCUCCGCAGACCGGGAGGAGGUACUGCACCCUCUGGGAUCACUCAGGGGGAGACUCAGCAGGGGGGGAGAGGGUCGGUCUCGGGGACUCGUGUUCAAAGAGGGUUCAGUUCAUAUACGCGUUCCAACACGGACAGAAAACGAGAACCCAGAACUCACAGGACACACUGGACCUAAAAGUUGGACAACGGGUUCGAAAAACUGAGUGAUUCUCUUGCUGAAGGCAAUUGGUCUCUGAUGGACAUUUUACUGUGUAUGUGUGUGCUGGUGUGCCAUGGGGGAAAAGAUCUGUGUACCUACUAUUACUAUUCUUCUCCCUCUCUCUCCCUCAUCCUCUCUCUCUCCCCCAUCUCUUCUUAACUGGCAGCUGAUUGUCCAUGUACAGGCUGGCUGCCUUCUGCAGCCCUAUGAUGCUUUUGUCCUUGGCUGAAGCCAUGUCUGAUGCCAUGUGUCUCUCUCUCUCUCUCUCUCGCACCUUCUGAAGCAGGGUUGUUGCCAUCAUGUGAUCCGAAUGCCUGGCCGCUCAAUAAGACUUCUAUCAGUCUUUCACUCUUCCACAUGAUGUACACACGCUUACACACUCUCUCCUCACUGCAUUGAACAGGAAGAGCCUUUGGGGGUAAUGCCUGUAAACCACUCACAGUGAGACUGCCUUAAGUAAGCACUAGCACAUGCGCACACACACACACACACACACACACACACAUGCACGUGCCCAGGUUGGUCGAGUUAGUCAUUGUGAAGCUUUGACUGAAGAGCACCAUGCAUGGUAACACAACUCAAGACCUUACUUUAGAAUGGUCCAAGGCAAAGCUUUGACUAAUGUCUAGAGAAUCACUUUAAUGACUUCAGAAGCUAACAAUAAAUAAAAAUAUCUGGGUAUUUUUCAUGGGGGUUUAAUAAUGUUUCCAUUCUCAAAACAGUUUUUGUUCCAUCAACAAUCCUUUACUAGUCUUACUAAACUCUCAGGAGUGGUCUGAGAGGAUACACUUGUUUCUUUCUCUCUAAUGUGGAAAAUCAGGCAGAACAGUGCUAACACAAGCAUGGAGGUCAUAUGUGUUUUAUCUGUUUAUGUUACGCCUUUAAUCUGUAUCUGCCAAGCUAAGUUGUAUAUGUUUAGCCUCAGACGAGUUCUCUGUGAGAUUUUGAAGUUCUCCGUUGUUGCUGGCUGUCACUCAACCCAUCAAGAACUUGGUGCUCACUGCUCUGUGUGGAGUGAUGAUAUGGGGGGGGGGGGGGGGCUGCGCUCAGUGAACGUGGCAGAAUCCAUGCGGUCAUGUGACUGUCAUGAAGUUAUUGCUGCAGAUGGGCGUGUGGAGAUGUGAUGGACAGAAAGUUAAAGAGGACUGAGCUCCACCAGCAGCAGAUUGUGUUUUUAUUUCAGUUGAAUUUUUAGGAGGGGGGGCGGGGUUUGUUAACGUUCUGGUGUUUUACACGGGAUGUUUUGUUGUGCCUUCUCACUGUGUAGAUCAUGUUUUGGAACUGUCAAAAAAAUAUCACCCAAGUAUAGUUGACUUAUUUUCACUUUGUUGCAUUUUAGGACUUGAAAAUGAUUGUUAUUUUUUUUUUUUGCCAAGCCUAUUUGUAAAUGUCUGAAUACUGUAUGAUUAUAGUUCUCCUGAUGAAACAUGCUUAGUGAUUUUGCCAUUUUCAUCAAUCUUAUAACCUUGAGACAUCUAUAAUUUUUAAAAAGAAAAAAUUAAAUUUAAAACUAACUAAUUAAAAUGCUAAAUAAAAGUACAUUUUAAAAAGA
Messenger RNA from Clupea harengus (Atlantic herring), 3871 nucleotides. RefSeq names its product StAR related lipid transfer domain containing 3 (gene stard3). NCBI's taxonomy places the organism in Eukaryota, Metazoa, Chordata, Actinopteri, Clupeiformes, Clupeidae. Gene Ontology annotation, molecular function: cholesterol binding; cholesterol transfer activity. Gene Ontology annotation, biological process: cholesterol transport. Gene Ontology annotation, cellular component: late endosome membrane; lysosomal membrane; late endosome. The record is from RefSeq and is a predicted model, not a curated record.